Gloeophyllum trabeum ATCC 11539 is the source of this 1755-nucleotide messenger RNA. RefSeq lists its product as uncharacterized. The record is from RefSeq and is a predicted model, not a curated record. The coding region runs from base 36 to 1418 and encodes 460 amino acids. Lineage: Eukaryota; Fungi; Basidiomycota; Agaricomycetes; Gloeophyllales; Gloeophyllaceae. Gene Ontology annotation, cellular component: cytoplasm. The transcript has 5 exons. Gene Ontology annotation, biological process: maturation of SSU-rRNA.
CAGAUCCCCCCUCCCUCUUAAAUCUCACCCCACGCAUGGCGCCGCACACCGAGGAAGAUUGGUCAGAUUCGGACGACGACGGCAGCGCGUCCGAGCUCGAGACGUCCGUCCUCUUGGGCCUCCCGGACGGGCCCGUAGAUUCCGUAGACGAUCUCCGCGAUGUCGCUGUAUCGAGGAUGGGCGGGCAUCCCGCGUUUUUGACGGCGCCCGAGCCAGACGUGUCCGCCUCGCAAUGUAGGAACUGCUCCAACCCCAUGGAGCUGCUCGUGCAGAUCUGGUGCCCGUUUGAGGAAAGCCCCAUGGAUCGCGCGCUCUACGUCUGGGGCUGCGCCCGCGGCGAGUGCCAGCGCAAGGAAGGGAGUGUCCGCGCGUGGCGCAAUCUAAGGUACAAUGCCGACUACGCAAAGAAGUUGGAGGCUAAGCUGGAGAAGAGGCGCAAACAGGAGGAGGUGCGCAAGGCUGCAGAGAAGGCGAAGGAGGCGUCCAAAAUUAACCCUUUCAAGGCAAAUGGGACAACACCCGCGGCGGCGGGGGCAUUUGGUCUCGGUGCCCAAGUCUUUGGCGGAAGCAAUCCCUUCGGUAAUGCGAACCCAUUCGCACCUCCUCUACAACAGGCCGAGCCCGACCACGACGAUGAACCUGAAGAGGACGAGGCCGAGGCAGAAGGGCACGAAGGCGGCGACGCCUCCUCCUCCUCCUCCGAAGAGUCCCUAGUAACCGCCUUAGCAUCCACAUCGCUCGAAGACUCGCCCUGGCCCGCCAUGCCCUCUUACACGCCCCUCUACCUCAACACUACGUCCGAGUACCUCCCGUCGCCGCCGCCCAAACCGAAGCUUCCGCCCGGCGCGCAGCUGCUCGACGCGGACGAGGGCGGCAAGGACGCCAAGUGGCUGUCGGAGGCGUACGAGAACUCGAUGGAGGUCGACCACGUCUUCGAGCGGUUCAUGACGCGCGUCGGGCACGAGGGCAAGCAGUGUGUCCGGUACGACUUGGGCGGGACGCCGCUGCCGUUUGGACACGAUAGCGUAUUCGACAAGCUCUUCCCCGCGCCUGCGGGGCCCCCCGUCCCCGUCACCAAGGGCGAGUUCAUGGUCCAGCCGCCGCAGAAACGCGUGUACACCCCCGCCGCACUCCCCAAAUGCCCGCAGUGCGGCGGCGAGCGCGUCUUCGAGUGCCAGCUCAUGCCCAACCUCAUCAACGUCCUCAAGUCGUCUUCGGCGGACGACGCGAGGCCGGGGAAGCUGACGGAGGAAGAGCGGAAGAAGGAGAUCGAGCGGGCGCUGAAGGCUGAGAAUUCCACGAAGCGGAGGGGAAUGGAGUGGGGUACUGUGAUGGUGUUCUCCUGUAAAAGCGAUUGCUGCCCCGAGCAGAAAAAAAACUGGGCGGAGGAGGUCGUGCUUGUUCAGUGGGAUGAGUGAUAAGGUGUCUAUGUAUCGAACGCUGUAGCUCUCAGAUCACCGUGCUGUAUCACUGCUGUAUCUUGCACCAAAGUGUAUCAUUAUUCCGGGGGACGUAUGAUAGCAAGACAAGUGCGAGAGGGGAACAAAACGACGGGAUACGCGUAGAGUGCUAUUAAUACAAAUGAACUUUUCCUCCUAUUAUGACGAAUAAUGAUAUGGCACAGUACUCGGACAGCAGCUCUCGCGCGGCAUCACACCUGAUUGAACUGCGCGGCGAAAUGCCCCCAAGAAUCGGACACGUCCGUCUCGUAUGGGGCAGCUUCCUGCACGCCCUGUGACAUACCCUGCGUUGCGU